UGCUUUGAUCCCGUUCGCCAGAAUGGUAUUUCUUUGGACCACUAGAGGAAAACCAAUUCAUGUUAAAAUCGUUCACAAAUCGGAUAGUGUGCUGCAGCUUACGGUAGAAAAUGUGGAUGCGCCUCGCGAAAGACAUACACUGCUGAUUCUGGAACUUGGAACUUUGUUUUGCUUUGCAGUUUGUGUUUUACUCUUCCGGUUGAACACACUGCACGCAUUGUUUGUGUUUCCAAUCGCUACUCUUGUAUACCUGUACAAUAAUGUGAUAAAAUCGGAAAGUUUGGUGUUGGUAAAGGAUUUUGCGAUGCAAUGUUCGACGACGUUCGCCAGCGGUACUGUACGAAAUGCUCUCAUACCGAUAGAGUAUGUACAAGAUAUUGUGAUCAAUGAAGUAUUAUUUAACCUAAAAGUAAUUUUUGUGUUACAAGUACUCACCAAAGGACAUUUAUUUCGGAAGAAACCGGUCAUUACUCUAUUGCAGGCAAGUAUAGAUACAUUGUUAAUCGAUUUUCAUUAUAUUAUGUACAAUUACAUCCUACCGAUGAUACAGCAACUUAAGCCUGGUUUGCCGUGCUUAAAAAUUAUCUACCAAGAACUCCAUUCGCUGCUCGAGCUGCAGGACGGUUGA
Molecule: messenger RNA, 628 nt
Organism: Anopheles maculipalpis
Lineage: Eukaryota; Metazoa; Arthropoda; Insecta; Diptera; Culicidae
Gene: PIG-H
Product: phosphatidylinositol N-acetylglucosaminyltransferase subunit H
Biological process (GO): GPI anchor biosynthetic process
Cellular component (GO): glycosylphosphatidylinositol-N-acetylglucosaminyltransferase (GPI-GnT) complex
Source: RefSeq, a predicted model, not a curated record